AUGGACAACAUGGACAACUUCGACUACAUCGACUGGGAGGCCUUGACGGUGGAUCUCCACCUUAGGAAAGGCAAACAAAGCCCUCAAUUUCCUACGGAGCCUCUUCGAGAGUUUCAGGCAAAACAAGAGGAGUUGCUGGAGAAAAAUAUCCGGAACAAAGCCGCAAACCUACCAUACGCCCCUAUUGCCUCCAAGCGUACCUCUCUGCCCACAAUCAGUCAAGCAAACAACAAUCACACACGAUCAGACAAUGGUGCCAGAGCACAGCAACCAUUGGAGUCCACCCCGGUACAAAAGCCACAUAUUUCUUGCUCAUCUUCGUUCCAUUUCAUCAACCCUCUCAGCAAUGCUUUUGAAGAGCCGGAAGGCGGUAUAUAUGAUAAUAUCGAGGCCGUAGCGUCUGCUGCGGCGUCAUCCUUUGAAGGUCACCUUGUGGCUCCCGUGGCCCAGCGUGCGGUUCAACAGGCUGAGCAUGGCCCCUUACCAUCUGCCCACACUCUUGAGAGAGGCACGUCGGCUCUAGUGCAAGAUGAUCAGGACAUUGCGCUGGCAAACACCUUGAACAAAGUUUCGCAGGAAAUAAAAUCCAAGACAAAGCCUCAGGGUAUUGUGGUCCCCAGCAAGGAUAGGUCAAAAUAUUUCUUGCCUGACUUUGAUGACCCGGAAGAGGUCAACCCCCCGGAGGACGCCACGUUAGAGGACAUCUGCUGGAAUUUUCCAAAUCACUUGACAAAGGACAAGUAUCUCGACAUGUUCACGACUCGAUUUUUGUCUGCAAGAGACAAAUUUGCGAGGACCCGGCCCGAAGUCCAAGCACAAUGGAGAAGAGUCCGAGGAGCUGAUGACGCAUGGAACUUCCUGCAGAAGAGAGCAGACAAGCGCGACGUAGAGCUUGGUCCAGAACGUGUGAGGGCGUUGGUCGAGGGACCAAAGGCUGCUUCCAGAGACGGAUAUGAAGCAAAGCGCAAUCCGCUCAACCUUGGACUGAAUAGCAACGCGGCCAAGAGAAAGUCGAACGGAGAGCGGACGGAGCCGGAGAAGCGACAGAGAACGCGAGCUCGUGUCACUCCUGAAGAAGUCGCCGAGACCGCCGCACCUCAUGCUGUCGAAGCACACAACCAGCCAAAUGAUAUGGCUUCAGGUGCCGUGGCGAAUGACCCUCAAAGUCUUCCCGCACGGCUUCCUGUUGAUACCAGUAAGGCUGAGACAGUCCCUGCAGAGCUGGCUGAAUUGUUCGCAGAGGACUUCCUCUCCAUGUGCGAGCGCAAUGUGAAGCCAUUUCCGACCUUGGAAGAGCCUCUCGGUGCAUGCUUUGGGUUGACUUUCUGGAGUUCGACCAUGCAGUUCGAGCGAUUGAUGGCCAGUCUAUGCACUUCUCUGCAGGAGACAUGGGAAGUCGCUAGGUUCAUCACAAAGAGAAACACCAAUCUCGACCAUCAGGAUGCGCGCAGCAUUAUUUUGCACCUUCGCUCACUUUGUGGCUGGCCACUGAGCUGUGUCAAUGGGAUGUUCGCACACUUUGACCAACUCCCCGGUUUUCACGCUUCAAGCUUCAAUACUCAAAAGGAACAGUAUGAGCGCUUCAUCCAAGGGAAUCUCAGACAAUUCGCAGCAACACUGAUCAAAGGCUUUGUUUUUGAUCAUCUGCUCGUAUUUGGCGAGGAAGCCUUCUGUGAGAGAAUGCAGGAUCUUCUCACUGCGGAGUUUGUCCGUUUCAUGCGAGAGGGUGCGAUGCAGAUGAUCUGGACGUCAAGGAUGUGGUUGCAAUCUGCCCUGUGUCAGCAACUCGAUAUGCAGCGUCGCCCCAAAAACAAUGCUGACUUGCUGCAAAAUCGGGACAUUGCUGGGCGGAGACUGACCUCGCGUCCCAGCAUCUCCAGGACGGAUACAUCAUCAAGUCAUGAGUACAGGAGCCUCUGGUCCGUCUUUGCAGAGCAGAAAGCGUGGUCGUGA
Exophiala xenobiotica is the source of this 1953-nucleotide messenger RNA. RefSeq lists its product as uncharacterized. Lineage: Eukaryota; Fungi; Ascomycota; Eurotiomycetes; Chaetothyriales; Herpotrichiellaceae. The record is from RefSeq and is a predicted model, not a curated record. The transcript is spliced from 2 exons. Bases 1 to 1953 code for a protein of 650 amino acids.